UACAUGCAGCUAGCAGCCAGUAGCAAUCCGUAGUAAGGAUGGCGGCCGAUGUAAAAGUGACUCCGAAGUGUAGUUUGGAUGCGAAUUCUUGUGUUUCUUUGUUAGACAUUCUAAUAUCAUUUAAUGCUCCUAUUAAUGAGCAGCAUGCAUGGGCGUUGUGUUAUCAGUGUGCAAAGUCCUUUAAAAAUGCAAUGCCGGGUGAUAAGGGCAAGUGUUAUUAUGUGACAGAACUGGAGCAUGUUUUACUUCACAAAGAUGGAUAUGUGCACCCAAACACGAUAUUCGCCGGUGGAGGGCCGAACGACACAGGGCCUCCGACGUCGAGAGUGCCUGUCUCAUCGGAGCUGCAGGUGGUGUUCCACCUGGGCCUCAUCAUCUACCGGGCGCUGGACUUCGGGCUCAACGAGCGCGAGGAGCGGCACCUCAGCCCCGACUUGGAGGCCCUCAUCGACAUGAUGACAGAGAGCGCGCAGGAGCGGCAGCAGCAGGAGACGGACGACGAGGGCAUCGAGCGAGACUCCGCUGACAGCGAAGACGACGUCGACGCUGCCGUCUCUGGAGACCGCGGACGGGUCUCCCUCUCCACCGUCAUACAGAGGUGCAUCUCGCACGUGGGUGCGCCGAGCGCGCAGCAGGCGGACCAGCAUUACCGCGCCGUGUGCCGCGCGCUGGUCGCAGAGGCCAUCGAGCUGUCGCAGUUCCUCGAGAAGGUCUCGCAGGGCACGCGCGAGCUGCGCGCCACGGCCGAGGCCGCCUCCACCGACCUCGACAUGCUGCGCUUCUCCGACUGGACGGGCCUUAGGAUGUGGAGGGUGCUCCAAGCGCGGCUAUGGGUGCAGGUGAUCCACGAGCUGCGGCACGGCGUCAAGCUGAAGAAGGUGAACUAUAGCCGCGGGCCAAUAGAGUACGAGCUCACGCCCUACGAGAUGCUCAUGGAGGACAUCCGCUCGCGCCGCUACAAGCUCAACAAGGUGAUGGUGGACGGCGACAUCCCUCACAGGGUGAAGAAGGACGCGCACGCCAUCAUCCUCGAGUUCAUCCGCUCCAGACCGCCGCUCAGGAAGGCGUCCGAGCGGAAGCUGCCGCCGCCCCGCAGCAGGCAGUGCACGCCCAGGGAGCUGCUGAUGGAGUCCAUCAAGCGCGGCUGCCACCUGCGGCCGUCCCUGUCCCACCUCAAGAAGAGGAUGACCGUGGCUUCCUUUGAUGGGUGGCCGCGGUACGAGAUGGCAGCUCUGUCGCCAUGGCACACUCCGACAUCUGUUAUUCCUGUGGAGAGUCCACAGGGAAACAAGGAAGAGCCUGUGGCGAACGGCAACGCCAAGAACACCAGGCGACUCAUCAAAGUCGACUUCUCCGUGCUGCAGAGUGACGACGAUGACGACGACGAAGACGACGUGGACGUAACGUCGCCGACGCGGAACGGCGGCCCCACCCCUGCGUCGUCGACUGCAGCGACCAAGGGCAGCUCGAGUGGCGAAGGUCGCCGCCACCCCUGGCACCGGACAGGUAUCCUGACGCACCACGAGUACCACAGCUACAUGGACAGCGCUCUCGAGUCGUACGACCUCGCAACGCAGUGUCCAAGUCGCCGGGCUUCGAUGCGGAGGCACACAAUCGUCGUGUGUAAUCCGCAGCAACAACAGUUAGCAGCAGAAGCUGGCCUGGGUAGCCAGUCAGUGCCACAUUCGAGGCCACAAUCGAGGGGCCCUACCCCAUCGUCAGCAAGUUCGGAAGCGGGUACAGAUACAGGCAUGCUGGGAUUAGGAAAUACACUUCCUGAGAUGUCGUGGUCGAGGUCUUCCCUGCAAGAUGAGCUGCUACAUUCGAAAAACUGGCAGCAAGCCAUGGAGUGCCUCUCUCUCACACUGGAGGAAAUUGUCCACAUACGGAGUGUGCUUACAAAAGCAGAAUUGGAAAGUCUACCAGUAGAGGGGCAUGUGAAAGAGGAUGUAGAGAAACGAAAGGUGUGCUUCCUUUGCCUGAAAACAAGAUUUGGAAUCUUUGGUCCGUGGGGCCAGUUGUGCAAACUGUGCAAGAGAACAGUGUGUGCCAAAUGUUAUUCAAAGAUGAGGAUACCAACUGAACAUUUCUCCAGAGUACCUGUCUUUGCUUUGAGUCCGGGUCUGUCAUCUCCAGAAGAGGAGACAAAGGAGUCAUUUCCUCGGUCGUUGAUGUCACGACUUAUGGUUCCUGACACAGCAGCACGAAAUAGUGUUGGGAGUGCACCAUCCAGUCCACAUCUUACAAGAGGCGAAUCAAUGUCUGCACCACCUUCUGCUAUGAGCUCUAGCAUGACGGGCAGCAUAGAAGGACCACAGUCGUUACCUGCCAUGAGUCCUGCAUCUACAGCCAGUGAAAGGAGGAGUAUGUUGAGCCGAUCAAAAACACUUGGGCGACCUGAAACCAAGAAAGAUAAGCUGAAGGGCCUCCAGAUGACAGUCUGUCAUGACUGCAAGACGAUGGUCAUACAGAUUAUUAAAUCAUCACGCACAAGUCGCAAUAAUGCCAUUAGACACCUUACAUUAAACCUUUCUCCUGUAUACUGAAAUGUUAAAGAUGUGUAAAAGUUGUAAAUAUCCUAGAUGAAUAAAGAUGUCUGUACCUGCACUUGACCUGUUAAACCCAGGGUAAUAUUGUGUUGUUAAGGACUUUGUAACUGGAGCCCAGCUAUUCUAUAUCAUCCCAGCCAUCAAAUGUAUAUUGCUGUUUCUUUACAUAAAUAGCAAAAUGAAGGCUGACAACUAAAUGAAGGUGCUGUGCAACCCCGUGUAAAUAAUUCUGUACAAUAAUUUAAAACUGUAAUCAUUUUCAUUUUCUCUCAUUUCCUUAUUUAUUUCUGUAAUUUUGUUUGUCUGUCGCACAUAAAUGUGUAAAACUGCAUCCCUCAACAUUUUGUUGAGUGAAUUAUGGAAGUGUUACAAAGCAUCUGAGACAUAAAAAACAUUGCAUAAUUUGCUGAGUUGACUUAUAUGGUUUAAUAUUUUGUUCUGUCAUGUUACUGAAACCUAAGACAGGCAUAACAUGUCUGUUGUUCUGACAGUGUGUGUCAUUCUUGGUCCUCACUUAAGGAGUUUCAUGAAAAUUUUGAAUCUCUGGAGUGUGAGAAUGAGGUUAAAAAUUUCAGGGUCAUUCACAAAAUUAAAUUUUCCACACAGUGACUGCAGUUAUAGUAUCAGUGAUACAUUGCUCUGAAUCUCGGAGAAAGGAAGAUCUGAGAUCUGAGUUUCAUUAACGUUCAUGAAAUGGUUUUGUAAAUAAGGCAUGGAAAAGUGAUGACUGUAAGAAAUGAAUGUAUCUUUUCAUCUUGUUGAAAAAUCUGUAGAAGUUAGGUCUGUGUCAGACUGGUUCUUUCUAUAGUUGUUAGUGGUGAAAUAGUUCUGGUGAUCAUUCCUAAAAAUAUAUGUCUAGAGUAAUGUGAUACUAAUAUUUAUUUAAGACCUAAUGAAUGAUCUAAUUUGAUAAUAUGCUGUAGAUACAAUGUGUGAAAGCAUAAUAUAGUAGUUGUAUCAAACAAACUGUUGGGAAUAGGAGAUAAUUGUUGAAGAGUACACAAUCAAGUGCACAGCUUUUUUAUUUUAAGAAAAAUCCUGUAAAUCUCCUACAAUGGCCUUCACAUAUAAGCUAGUUACAUUGUUUAGAUAAAAGGAAAAGCUGUGAAAAUGUAGUACUUACAAACACCCUCCUACACAAGAUAUUGUGCAACAGAGAGAUUCAGGCACUUUGCUUUACCAUAUAAUUUAAUACUGCAUAUAGUUUGUCACAGCUUGAUCUGAAUCCUGUUUGUAUAAUUUUUCAUAGAAAAUUUUUUUUGUGCCAUUCAAAAGUACAGUAAACUUGGAUACAACCAGAAAUGUUGAAUAAUUUUUUAGAAACCCACAGUAUUUUUGUAUAAAUAGUGUUAUUACAUUGGGAUUUACGUUACAUAUGAGAUUCUCCACACUUCAAAAUUGUGUAAACUGUCUUCGUACAGGAGUCCAGAAAAACAUAGGCAGCACAGCAAGGAGAAAGUAAGUGAUGACUAAAAAAUCAAAAUUGUCAGCAUAGACAAUAAUGAAGAGAUGAGUAUUUUAAAUGUGAAGGAUGAUAAAAAUAGGAUCGCUAUAUUUUAAUUAACAAAUGUUAUUUUUAUACCUGAAUUGUUGUAUAAUUAUUUGCACUCUGUUGUCAUUUAAAUUGUUGAAAUGGUUGUCACAUUAUUUUAAAACAAUUUCCACAUGAAUAUGAUCUGCCUUUUAGAUGUGAUUCUCAUCCUUCACCUUCACUUUCAUAAGUCAUACCCUUGAUAGGAGUGAGUGUGGAAGGAACACAGACAUUCGUAGUUCACAACAGUAUAUGCCUCAUAUUUGUACAUACAUGUGUGUACGGUUUUCUUCUACUGUAAUGAAUAUGCUCAUUUCCUGUCCUGCACAUUGUUAUUAAAACUGUGUUCCCUUCAAUAAAAAGAUUGAGUUUUUUAA
Schistocerca cancellata (South American locust) is the source of this 4457-nucleotide messenger RNA. RefSeq names its product protein spire (gene spir). Gene Ontology annotation, cellular component: cell cortex; cytoplasmic vesicle membrane. Gene Ontology annotation, molecular function: actin binding. Bases 39 to 2546 code for a protein of 835 amino acids. Gene Ontology annotation, biological process: actin nucleation; polar body extrusion after meiotic divisions; intracellular transport. The record is from RefSeq and is a predicted model, not a curated record. Lineage: Eukaryota; Metazoa; Arthropoda; Insecta; Orthoptera; Acrididae. The transcript is spliced from 16 exons.